GGGAGGCGCCGGCCGCCGCGCUCGGGGCUCGGUCUAUGCGGAGCAGCGGUGUCUGCCAUGGGUCGGGGGCUGCUCGGGGGCCUGUGGCCGCUGCACAUCGUCCUGUGGACGCGCAUCGCCAGCACGAUCCCGCCGCACGUUCAGAAGCCGGAUGUGGAAAUGGAGGCCCAGAAAGAUGAAACCAUCUACCCAAGCUGUAAUAGGACCACUCAUCCACAGAGACCUUUUAAUGAUGACAUGAUGGUCACGGACGACAAUGGUGCACUCAAGCUGCGGCAACUGUGUAAAUUUUGUGACGUGAGAUUUUCCACCUGUGACAACCAAAAAUCUUGUAUGAGCAACUGUAGCAUCACGUCCAUCUGUGAGAAACCACACGAAGUCUGUGUGGCUGUAUGGAGAAAGAAUGAUGAGAACAUAACACUAGAGACAGUUUGCCAUGACCCCACCAUCGCCUAUCAUGGGUUUGUCCUGGAUGAUGCUACUUCUUCAAAGUGUAUUAUGAAGGAGAAAAAAACACCUGGCGAGACCUUCUUUAUGUGCUCCUGUAGCACUGAGGAGUGCAAUGACCACAUCAUCUUCUCUGAAGAAUAUAACACCAGCAGCCCUGACUUGUUGUUAGUCAUCAUCCAAGUGACAGGCGUCAGCCUCCUGCCGCCACUGGGUAUCGCCAUAGCUGUGAUCAUCACCUUCUACUGCUACCGCGUUCACCGACAGCAGAAGCUGAGUCCAUCCUGGGAGACCAGCAAGCCAAGGAAGCUCAUGGAGUUCAGUGAGCACUGUGCCAUUAUUCUGGAAGAUGACCGUUCAGACAUCAGCUCUACCUGCGCCAACAAUAUCAACCACAACACGGAGCUGCUGCCCAUUGAGCUGGAUACCCUGGUGGGAAAGGGCCGCUUCGCUGAGGUCUACAAAGCCAAGCUGAAACAGAACACCUCAGAGCAGUUCGAGACCGUGGCAGUCAAGAUCUUCCCCUAUGAGGAGUAUGCCUCCUGGAAGACAGAGAAGGACAUCUUCUCAGACAUCAACCUGAAGCAUGAGAACAUACUCCAGUUCUUGACGGCUGAAGAGCGGAAGACAGAGCUAGGGAAGCAGUAUUGGCUGAUCACCGCCUUCCAUGCCAAGGGCAACCUACAGGAGUACCUCACGAGGCAUGUCAUCAGCUGGGAGGACCUGCGCAAGCUGGGCAGCUCCCUUGCUCGAGGCAUUGCUCACCUGCACAGUGAUCAUACCCCUUGCGGGAGGCCCAAAAUGCCCAUUGUGCACAGGGACCUCAAGAGCUCCAAUAUCCUCGUGAAGAACGACCUGACCUGCUGUCUGUGUGACUUCGGGCUUUCCCUGCACUUGGACCCCACUCUAUCUGUGGAUGACCUGGCCAACAGUGGGCAGGUGGGAACUGCAAGAUACAUGGCCCCGGAAGUCCUUGAAUCCAGGAUGAAUUUGGAGAAUGUUGAGUCCUUCAAGCAGACCGAUGUCUACUCGAUGGCUCUGGUCCUCUGGGAAAUGACAUCUCGCUGUAAUGCGGUGGGAGAAGUGAAAGAUUAUGAGCCUCCCUUUGGUUCCAAGGUGCGGGAGCAUCCCUGUGUGGAAAGCAUGAAGGACAAUGUGUUGCGAGAUCGAGGACGACCAGAAAUUCCCAGCUCCUGGCUCAACCAUCAGGGCAUCCAGAUGGUGUGUGAGACGCUGACGGAGUGCUGGGACCACGACCCUGAGGCCCGUCUCACAGCCCAGUGCGUGGCGGAGCGCUUCAGUGAGCUGGAGCACCUGGACAGACUCUCGGGGAGGAGCUGCUCGGAGGAGAAGAUUCCAGAAGAUGGCUCGCUGAACACUACCAAAUAGUUUUCCCAGGGCAGGCUGGAUCAAGUCCAAAGAGGCCACCCCUUUCGCCAAAGAUCAGAGGUAGCAGGAAGCUGCCCCUGCACUGAUACUUCCUGGAAAACCAAGGGGGUCACCCCCGUCCCCGUAGGCUGUGGGGAUGUGCCGAAUCCGCUGCAGCAGGGAGCAGGUGACAUGAAGUGUUCUGUGCGUUUGAUGUUGUCAUAGGAUAAGCUGUGUUAGCACUGCCUCAGGAAAUGAGAUUGAUUUUUACAAUAGCCAAUAACAUUUGCACUUUAUUAAUGCCUGUAUAUAAAUACGGAAUAGCUAUGUUUUAUAUAUAUAUUAUAUAUAUAUAUGACUAUAUAUACACAGCCAUACUCUGAAAGGAGACAAGGAAAAAAGAUCAAAUAUUCGCAGGAAGUUGGUUUUAUUGGAGGGCUCCCAAAACCGAGCAGAGGAGGAAGUGACCCACGACAGCAUUAGCACUUGACAAUCACACGUGCGAUGGUUCUCUGAUGAUACAAGGGGGGACUUGGCAUUGGGGAGAGUGACUCCUCGUCUCAGAGCCCACCAUUGCCAUGUUGCACUUGCUCUUGCAAAAUUGUAAUUCCCCGCAAGUGGGUUCUCUUCUGGCCGUGAAGUGAGAGACCGUUGCACUGUUUGGGGACCGGCGUUCCUGGGCUUCCUGUGUGCGGCAGUUUCUCAUGGACUUUUCCCUUGAGCUUCAAGCCUCACAUCUGGUGUGUGAAUCAGUCUAGCCAGCCCCCUCAGCCUAGCUCUGAAACUUGGCCCCGUCUCUACAGUUGAAACGUUUUGAGAGCCACUUUUUACCUUCAUAGGCUGUAGAAAAAUCAGAAUAAAUUUCCCAGCCCAUGAAAUUAGAAAGCUGUCUUCUAUUUGCCACACCUUCUACUAAUGCAAGGUCGUUCUUUUUUCUGUUUCCCCCAGGACCUGUAUCACUAGUCUCCAGCCCGUCCCUUCACUCUUCCUUAAUAGGGAACAAAUCCCCUCCCUCCCUCCCUCCCUCCCUCCCUCCCUGGGGUUCAUCACGUUUAAUUUUUCAGCACACUUGCUUUUAGCCUCUAUCUUUCUAUGCAAACACCAGGGGAUUCCAUCUUUCCUGGUCUCCUGAACACUCAAGCACAUUUGAGCCAGGUGGAAAGGAUUUGACUGACGUAAUACCGCCACAUUCAAGACUGUUUCCUGCACUCUGAACAUAUGUUUUGUUUGGCCAGCAUAGCACUUAAAAAAAAAAAAAAAAAAUUGAGCCACUAUUUAAAUAUUUGGAGUUUUUGCAAAAAAAAAAAUUGGAAUCCUGGGUGAGGAAAGCAGAGGGUUUCCAGUUCUUUCCAGUCCCGAUUGUUCAUAAAGCGAAGGUAUGUAUACCUUUAAAAAGUAGCUUCACUUCUCACUGUAAGCAUUUGCCAAGGGCCACCUUCAUCCCAGUCUGGGAAUUAAACCUGACCUAACCAAGAUGCCUUCUAAGAAACGUUGUUCCGAGCAGUCUGUGGCUGCAUAAGAUGAUGUGUGACUCUCUCCAGCUAACCUGACCUGAGUUUAAGACCUGAAGUUGGCCUUUUAUUUGGACUAGAGGAGAUCUCCUCUUUGUGGCCCUGGUUAACCCAAGUCUCUUUUGUUUAUAUGUUAAGAGUUUUUUCCAUCACUCUUUACUCCCAGGAAGCUGUUGUCAUGAUUCUCCAUUCCUCCAUGAUGCAAACCCUCCCCACCUUUGUGGAAUUUGCUAUAGAGGGCGUGAAUGUGGAAGACAAGAGUCCCAUUUACGGUUAGGGAAUCGCUGUCCACGUGCACAAGAAGAAAGAUGAGCUUUAAUACUCCAUAGGAAACUUGUUAACCCAUAAACAGGUGUUAAUGUUACAAGUACCAAUCUCGUUUGUAAAAAUGUUUUUUGAAGCUACUUAUUUUCAGCCAAAUAGGAAUGAGAGAGGGGCUGGCAACGAGCACGUCGGCACAGCUCUUUGGAUUUUUGGAAGGCCUCAUUUCAUGGGGUUUUUUAGAAGACACCCUGAAGUUUGGCAUCCGAUGUGACUUCUACGCACCCUGGUCAGUGGGAGUGGGCUGGGAGAGGUAAGGCACAGGUUGGCUGCACCUGGAAAAUCCAUGUGCAUUUUAGGGCUUGCUGAGGCCGUCCCAAUAGCUGUUGCUCAUAGACCUCUAGUGGUGGAUUUCUAGAAUACUGGUCCAUUACGGGACUCUUCCAAGAUUCCGAAAGAGCUUUAUCACUUUGAGUCGUCAUCAGCGUAAACUGGAAUGUAGUGUCAGAUGAUACUGUGGUCUGUUCUGUUAACGUUGUUGUUGUUUUCUUAUUCAAGAUAAAAGACCAAGGAAUAACAUUCUGUAGUUCCUAAAAAUACUUUUUUUUUUUACUACUACACAUAAAGGGAAAGUUUUAUUCUUUUACGAAACACUUCAUGUAUUAAAAUAGGAAUGUGAAUGCUAUAUACUCUUUUUAUAUCAAAUGUCUCAAGCACUUAUUUUCAUUCUAUACAGUGUUUGUCUUUUAUAUGAAUAAAAUGUUUAUUAGAUUGAAUAAAGCCAAAAUACUCAGGUCAGCUUCCUGCCUCCUGUUCUAUUCAUGGUAGCUAAGCCCAUUUGCCUCAUUUGGUUAUUUUGAAGUUCAUACAGAAAAGGUCACCAGACAAACCCGGUCAAACUUUUCCAUAUUUUAUUUCUUCUUCAACAGAUGGUCUCAGGUCUCUUUUAAACACAGAGAAAAGCAAUCCCUGAAGUGAAAUAAUAUGAGAUGAAGCAGAUGUUAUUAGUGGACAAUUCUUUAUUCCCAUGUCCUGGCAUGGAAUCUCUCUGCAGGACCACGUGGCCUCUCCUGGUCGCCAUCUUAGCCUUUCUCCAUGGUUACAGGAGCUGCCUCCAUCACCAUGGUUGCUUCUUCUAAGAACUGGCGCAGCCAAGGCUGUUGCUAAGAGCUUAUGUUGUUGUUGUUAGCCAUUGUCAAGUUGGCCUCUGACCUCAUGCACAACAGAACAAAAUGCUACCUAAUCCGUCACCUAAUCAGUUACGUGUUGGAUCGUUGUGAUCCAUAGGGCUUUCACUGGCUGAUUUUCAGAAAUAGAUCACCAGGCCUGUCUUUGUAGUCCAUCUUAGUUUAGAAGCACCACAAACCUGUUCAGCAUCAUAGCAACACACAAACCUCCAACAGAGGGAUGGUGGCUGUACAUGAAGUACAUUGUCCAAGGAACCAAACCCAGGUCUCCCAUAUGAAUGGUAAGAAUUCUACCACAGAACCAGCACUGCGCCUUCUACCUGCAUCUGGUAUUUUCUCUAUUCCUCACCCUAGAAGGCUAUCGGCUGUUUUUUUGACUCAUGGCAUGUGUCAUACUUCUUCCCCAUUCUUUUCCAUCCCAGCCACACCAUCCCCUUUGGUGCUUUAAAUCGCCUUAUCUCCGUUGGCAGACGAACGUGCCUUAGGACACUGACUCCGGAACAUGGCUUAAAUGGCUCCUUGUGACAAAGUGUAUUAUGAUAUUUUCUGCCUGAACCUUGAGCUAACUCUUUUGGAAUCUCAGACUUCUGUGGCUUCUUCUUCGUUCUUAACUGAGUUCUGAAUAGUUAAGUGCCUGCAUUAGGGAUUCUCAACAUCAACACUAUUGACACUUUGGGUCAGAUAAUUUUGUGGGAGGCUGCUCUGCGCAUCGCAGGACAUUUAGCAUCAUCCCUUGCCUCUACUCUAGAUACCAAUAGAACCCACCCCACAGCUGUGACAACCAAAAAUGUCUCCAUAACCUACCCGUUACCAUUGAGUGAAUUCCAGCUUAUGGUGACUCUGUAAGAUGGAGUGGAACUGCCCCACAGGAUUUCCAAGGAGUGGCUGGGACAUUCAAACUGCCGACCUUUUGGUUAGCAGCCGAGUUCUUAACCACGGAGCCACCAGGGCUCCAAAAACAUCUCCAGACAUUGCCAAAUGUCCUUUAGGGGACAAAGUUGACCCUGCUUGAAAAUCACUGAGUUGAUGAUGUGGUCCUGUAUUACUGUGGUUGUUAGUUGUGGUUGAAAUUUAACUAGUAGCUUGAUAGUUUUAGCGCUUACUAAUGAUGGUGGUUACCAUUUACCGAUUAUGCGAUCUGGAAAAAUUAUUUAACCUCUUUGUGCCUCAGUUUAUUCCAGGAAUUCAAACCGGUUUGGACACUUACUGAGAAUUUUCAUUUCCACCCCAGAUAUACUGAAUCAGAAUCUGCAUUUUAACAAGAUCCCCAGGUGAUUCUUAGGUAUAAUAAAUCUUGAGAACCCUGGUGGCACAGUGGUUAACAUCUUGGCUGCUAACCAAAAGGUCAACAGUUCGAAUCCACUAGCCACUCCUCUUGGAAACUCUGAGGGUCAGUUCUACUCUGUCCUUUAGGGUCCUAUGAGACCAAAUAGACUUGGCGGCAACAGGUUUGGUUUUUGGUUUUGUCUGUACUAUUGGUUCUCAGAAUUGGUCCUUAACCAGCACUAUUAGCAUUGCCUGGGAACUUGUUAGAAAUGCAAAUUCUCGGUAGGGGUUGGAAACAGAAUGAACUGGUUCAAAACCAAACUAAACCAAACCCACCUGUUGCUGUCAAGUGGAUUCCAACUCUUGGCAACCCUAUAGGAUAGAGUAGAACUGCCCCGCUGGGUUUUCAAGGAGCGCGUGGUGGAUUCAAACUACUGACAUUUUGAUGAGCAGCCAUAGCUCCUAAUCACUAUACCACCAGGGUUUCCGAACUGGUUCAAAGCCCUGGUUUAUUCAUGUGUACAAUGGGAUUUUACAGCCUUGUAUAUAAGACCCUACACAAGAUACCAGAGCCCUGGUGGUGUGGUGGUUACCAUUUACCAGCUAUGAGAUUCUGAAAAAUUAUUUAACUUCUCUGUGCCUCAGUUUAUUCCAGGAAUUCGAACCAGUUUGAACCCUUGCUGAGAAUUUUCAUUGCCACCCCAGAGAUACUGAAUCAGAAUCUACAGAUUAUCAAGAUCUCCAGGUGAUUCUUAUGUAUACUAAAUUUUGAGAACCACUGCUCUACUACUGGAGCCCUGGUGGCAUAAUGGUUAAGAGCCCUGCUGCGAACCAAAAGGUCAGCAGUUUGAAUCCACCAGGCAUUCCUUGGAAACCCUAUGGGUCAGUUCUACUCUGUCUUACAGGGUUGCUAUGAGUCAGAACCAACUCGACAGCACCUAAUGACAACAUACAAGAUACCACUGUGAUAAGGAAUCUAUAGAAGACUCUUGGAGUUAUGUCUUGAACUGGGGAAGCUUUUAAUACAUGUUGGUCAGCGUUAAGUUGGUAUGGUAUUUAGAAGCAGCCCUGGUAGUGCAGUGGUUAAGGACAGCUAACUGAAAAGUCAGUGGUUUGAAACUAGCAGAGACUCUGCGGGAGGGAGAUGUGGCGGUCCGCUUCUGCGGAGAUUUAAUUAUAGCCUUGGAAAUCCUAUAGGAUGGCUAUGAAAGCGGAAUGGACUCAACAGCAGUGGAACACAGUGUUUAGGGUCAAAGACUGCUUUUUCAAAGAGGCAGAUUUUGAAGUAAAUUCUAGAGAGAAUUAACAACAGAGGAGAAUGCCUGGGCAGGACAUGAUUAGGACAGGAACGUGUUUGCCCUGCGUGAGUACUGAUAAUCUGAGAACUCCCAUUCACUGUGGCGUGAGAUUUAAUCCUUCGCCGGCUCCAUGAGGUAGGUGUUAUGUCCACUUUACAGGUGUGGGAUCAGAUGUUCAGAAAUCUCAAGUGAGAAGCCCAGGAUCUCGCAGAAGUAAGAAGUGGAAUCUGGGUGCAAAGCCCUAAGCUGGACUGGAACUGGACUUUGGAAUGACUGAGAUGCUUGGUUCUCUUCCUGGCGCCGUCUAAAGGACUGGGCUGCCCAGCAGGACGAGAGAGCACGCCAUGAAGGGAUGUCCUGCCACUCCCCGGACACAGCAUGAGCCCUGUGCUCAUCUCUCUUCCCUAUCCUGGGGGCAGGAAGAUGCCUUUUCCUCUCUACUGCCCUAACUUCUCCAUUUGGACAUGAGUUAUCUAGACACUUGCCGAGAGAACUUUGAAAGAUGAACGAAUGCGUGUGAACAGCUGCUUCCUAAUGUGGGAAAUGUGUCCAUAGCAUGAUUUCAGAUGUGCCGACCUUUUAAAUACACAUUUCAGUGGG
Molecule: messenger RNA, 7938 nt
Organism: Loxodonta africana (African savanna elephant)
Lineage: Eukaryota; Metazoa; Chordata; Mammalia; Proboscidea; Elephantidae
Gene: TGFBR2
Product: transforming growth factor beta receptor 2
Exons: 8
Coding region: 58-1836 (592 amino acids)
Biological process (GO): protein phosphorylation; cellular response to growth factor stimulus; heart development
Cellular component (GO): signaling receptor complex; plasma membrane
Molecular function (GO): ATP binding; metal ion binding; activin receptor activity
Source: RefSeq, a predicted model, not a curated record